AUGGAACAUCUCCGCCUCGAAGACGACGAGAACGAAGAUUGGGAGCAAGCAGAGGGCGUGCCCAAGCUGAGCGAUCAGUUCAUCCAGAAGUACCUCCAGGGCCGGGAUGCCUUAGUCGCACAGGAGAAAAAGCAGAGAAGCGACCGCGUCUUCCGCGAAAACCUCUCCCCCAUGGCUGCCGAAGCCUGCGCCAUAGUCGACCAAAUACGCUUCGAAGAACAGCAGACGCUGUGGACCCGCGAUUACGAGGAAAGCCAAGCAGAAGAAGGUGACAUUUUCCCGGGGAUGAUGUUCAGUCUGGCCAAAGAGCGCAUGGAGGGGAGCACGCUGUGGAAGAUAGUCCGGCGCAUGCCCAAGGGAGCCUUACUGCACUGUCAUCUCGAGGCCAUGGUCGACCUGGAUUGGGCAAUCGCGAAAGCUUUCGACACCGAUGGGAUGCACAUAUACGCGCCGAAGGGCCUGGUGACAGCUGCCGACCGGCUCAAAGCACCGUUUUUCUUCACCUACGCCAAAAGUCUAGCGGCUAGCGACACCUCGAUAUGGACAGAGUCUUACACUGCGGAAUCAUUAGUGCCGCUGGCAGCGGCGGCCGAGAGCUUUCCUGACGGUGGCAAAGAUGGCUUCGUUAACUGGGUUAAAUCACGAUGCACGAUCACCGAAGCCGAGUCCCUCAAACACCACCACGGCAUCAACGAUGUUUGGCAGAAGUUCACGUCUACGUUCCCCAUCCUUGGCAGUCUUCUGUACUACGAACCCAUUUUCCGGCCGUUUGUCCGGAACAUGUGCGAGCAACUACUCGGUGACGGUGUGCGAUGGGUCGAGCUGCGAGCGGCGUUCGUCCAACCAUAUCGUAGGGAAGGUUCCGACGCCGCGGACGAGAGCUACCACGGGAUGUUUCAGGCGCUCGAAGAAGAAGUUAAGAACUUCAAGAACUCCGAGCAAGGGAAGGGCUUCUUUGGUGCCCGAAUGAUCUGGACAACGCUAAGGAGAUUUGACAAGCGGAAAGUCAUUGAGCAUAUGAAGCAAUGCAUCGACAUUAAGCUCGAAUAUCCCGACCUGUUAGCAGGAUACGACCUUGUCGGCCAAGAAGACCUAGGAAGGCCACUGCAAGACCUUACACCAGAGCUGUUCUGGUUCAAGAAGCGGUGCAUAGAGGAAGGAGUCAAUAUUCCGUUCUUCUUUCACGCUGGCGAGACGCUUGGUGACGGCGACGUUACAGACGAGAAUCUCUUCGAUGCAGUUCUUCUCGGUACUCGUCGCAUCGGGCAUGGCUUCUCACUUUUCAAACACCCGCUGCUCAUUGAUAUGGUCAAAGAGAAGAAGAUUCUCAUCGAAAGUUGUCCUGUCUCAAACGAGGUCCUUCGCCUGACUGGCUCCAUUCUUUCACAUCCCCUCCCAGCACUCCUUGCGCGAGGAGUCCCAGUCGCUCUUUGCAAUGACGACCCGGCGAUUCUCGGACAGGGCACCAACGGUAUGACGCACGACUUUUGGCAGGCAUUGCAAGGCUGGGAGAAUCUAGGCCUGGCAGGUCUAGGGUCGCUCGCGGAGAGCAGCGUACGAUAUGCUAACUACGAAGACCUAUCCGCUAAGGAGUGGACUCAGGAUAUCAAGGACGGGCCUUUCGGGGAGGGUAUCCGCGCGCAGAGACUGAAGGAAUGGACGAGAGAAUGGGAGCGAUUCUGCCAGUGGAUCGUAGAGGAAUAUAGCGUAGAUGAGGAUUUGGAGGCUUUAGAGUAG
Coniosporium apollinis CBS 100218 is the source of this 1737-nucleotide messenger RNA. RefSeq lists its product as uncharacterized. Bases 1 to 1737 code for a protein of 578 amino acids. Gene Ontology annotation, molecular function: adenosine deaminase activity. Gene Ontology annotation, biological process: adenosine catabolic process; inosine biosynthetic process. The transcript is spliced from 3 exons. NCBI's taxonomy places the organism in Eukaryota, Fungi, Ascomycota, Dothideomycetes. The record is from RefSeq and is a predicted model, not a curated record.